AUGGAAGAUCCUAGAAACACUGGAACAAAAAAAUGUGGUUGUUCGUUCAAAUUGAUUGGCAAAAAGUCAAGGUUUGAUGAAUUAUGGCGGUUGACUGUCAGCGAUGGCAGGCACACUCAUCGUCCGGCUUUGUUUCCACAUGGACAAGGUACGACUAGUCGUAUAACUCCACAACAGAAAGCAAGAAUUAAAGAAUUGCGAAAUUCUCACGUGAAGCCAAUGCUAAUCAUGGAUAGAUUGAGGAAAGAUGAUCCGACGAUACAAACCUCUAUGAAACAUGUUUACAAUGAGUUGGCCAAGAUUAAAUCUGAGGAAAUGGAGGGCAUGACUGUUAUUCAGUUUAUGAUGCAUAACUUUCAACAAGGCGAGUAUCGAUAUUGGCAUCGCGACGAUAGUGAAACGAGCAACACGAUUACAUAUAUUAUGUUUGCAUGUCCCGAAUCUAUUAAGUUACUACGGCUGUUCCCGUAUGUUAUAUUGCUGGACUGCACAUACAAAACCAAUAAGUAUGCUAUGCCUCUUUUGGAAAUAAUUGGGAUAACUCCAGUUGGGAAGAAUUUUACAAUUGCUGUUGCAUUUAUGUCGCAUGAAGAUGCAGACACUUACGAGUGGACUUUGAAUUGUUUGAAAGAGUUGCUAGAUGGUGUCGAACCUGAUGCGAUCUUGACAGACAGGGAGUUGGGUAUUUUGAAAGCACUACCAAAUAUCUUCCCAUUUUCGUAUCAUAUGUUGUGUAUAUUCCAUAUAAACAUAAAUGUUGAGGCAAAUGCGACGAAAUUUAUGGGAGGUAACAAAGACCAAGGUCUAAUAUUUCGACGUGUGUUGUGGGCUAAGCUGGUGAAAUCAGAAACCGAAGAAGAGUAUCAUUACAAUUACAAUGAAAUUGUUGGACGGUACGCAGGGUAUCCUAGACUGAUACAAUAUUUGAAUGAUACGUGGUUGAUAUACAAGGAGAAGUUUGUUCGAGCCUAUACUCGCAAUGUGUAUCAUUUUGGCAACACGAGCACCAACAGGGUGGAGAGUGCUCAUUCUUCAGCGAAGGGUUGGUUAAAUGCUUCGACCGGAGGUCUGGAUAACGUGCAAGGCAAACUUCGAGACCAAGUUUAUAUCCAAAUUAGUCAGCUGAAAUGCGAUUUUUCAUUAUCAUCCAAGAUAAGUAAACAUACUGCAGCAUGGCUGUGUUUUCAGGGUUUGAUUUGUUAUGUUACGCAUCUGACAUUAGAGAAAUUGGAUCAAGAGAUGGAGUCCCCGGCGAUGCAAGAUCCGAGUAUUUGCACACACUAUCUUUGGAAUACUCAUGGGCUCCCAUGUGCGUGCAAAAUUGUGCAGAAAAUGGAAGAUAAUGACACGUUCGUCAUUUCAGACUUGCAUCCAUUCUGGAGUACCAUGGCAGUUGAGCCUUCGGAGCUACAUGAGUAUCAAGUAAACCGCGAGGAGAUUGUGGAUAGACAGAUUGAUGGCCUGAAUUGCAAUUUGAAGAAGAUGAAUUACACAAGUAAGAUAAAUGCCGUGGCCUCGUUGCGUGGCAUCGUUUAUCCGUCUACAUCGCAUCUGUCCGAGCCAUCAUUUGGUCGCCAAACCUCAUCUGGUGCAAAGAUUCCUAAAGCAAAGGUUGAGAGAAGCACCGAUGGAACGCCUCAAUCGAAGAUGAAAGGUCGUGGUUCUCGUAUUCCCACACAAGAAUCUGCUGCCCCUACAAUGCCUGCACAUGAAGGAAUCGACUUUUAUUCUUUCGUGCCCAGAUUUAUGGUCCGUCUUAUUCAAGAUUAUGUUAACGUGAUGGCGGAUGGCAAUUGUGGGUACCGGUGCGUUGCUCAAGCCGUGUACGGGGAUCAAGAAAGAUGGCCGCAAGUGAGAGGGGAGUUGCUUAUUGAGUUAUACGAGCAUGCUAAUGUGUAUACGGCGAUGUUUGGCAGUACCGGAUACGUUGAGGUCAUACGCAAGUGUGACUGGACCUCAGGGCCUUGUCCACAAGCUUAUUGGAUGGACAUGAAUGAAAUGGGAUUGGCCAUUGCUACCAGAUACAAUGCAUUAGUGGUACUUUUGACUCAAGUAGGGAGUAUGACUUACCUUCCUAUGUUUGGCAGUGGUCACUUAUCAUGUAUGAUUGUUGUGACAUUGCACAACAAUCAUUUCAUGUUUGUUAAUUUGGUCGCGAAUAGUCCUCUACCACCAAUCCAUCCAGCAUGGGUACACCAUAGAGCUAAAAACCUGAGGCACUUACUCAAAAUGUACAAACCCCGACUACUCUUGUACGAACAAUUAAAGUCUGGUCGGUAG
Molecule: messenger RNA, 2280 nt
Organism: Erythranthe guttata (spotted monkey flower)
Lineage: Eukaryota; Viridiplantae; Streptophyta; Magnoliopsida; Lamiales; Phrymaceae
Source: RefSeq, a predicted model, not a curated record